AUGGGAAACGUCUUGUGGGUUGUUCUUGGUACUACGACCUUUGGUUUGGUUACCAUGUACUCCAUUCACACGUUUGACAAGUUCUGGAACACUAUUAGCGGUGACGACGAAGACGAUGAGGACGUCGCUCCUCAGGCCAAAGACAAGAGCUUUCUUUCUUACCUCGCGGGAUCGAUUUUAUCGCAAGGUUUGGGCAUGAGGUUUGUGUUUGAGAGAGGCAGCGUCUUGCCGGAGCUCAUCGACGGCAUGCUCAAGUUUAGAAAUUUGAAGGUUGUGUCAUCCGAGAACAACGAGGCUCUUCGCUUCCUUGCCAAGAUCCAGGAGCUCAACAUCACUUUGUCAUUCAAAAAGUGGUACGAUGGAAAUGGCCUUAUUGAUGAUAUGGAAGUUUUUGGUAUGCACGCUAAAGUCUACAAGAAAGACGAUACUGGCCCCAAGAUCGAAUCAGACGAAAAGGUCGACACACUCAGCUCCUUCGCCAUGUCCAUGAGCAAGUAUGACAGCAACAAUAUCCAAAACGACUUCCAUGAGCACAAGUUGGAGGAACUCGAAAACCUUAAAAGCGAGAGCACCGCCUUCCUUGCUUCCAACUAUCAGCUUGGCCAUAUGAGAGUGCAUGACUCCUUCAUCGAAAUCUACGAGAACCAAGACAUAACCCCAUUCAAGGUUACCAUUUUCAACUGUGACCUUCCCAGACUCCGUGGCGACCGCUUAAUUGUUGAUUUCUUCAAUGCCAGCAACGUCACCGGAGCCGUCAACAACUCCAUGUUCACCAUUCACAAACAUCAAUCCUUCACCGACGAAAAUGUCGUGAGGUUCAAGCUCGACAGCAUCGACAUGGAGUCGAUCUCUCGUGCCAACCCACAGCUGAAGUUCAACUGGAUUGUUAAUGGAAAGGCAGAGAUUCUUGCCGAUAUUCGUCUUCCAGAGCUGAAAAAGGUCAAAGACGACAGCAGUUUCCUUCCAUCAACAUCUACCCUCCAACAAAUGUGGGCGGAUCUCAAGACCGCCACUUCGGCACCACAAGAGGCUCAAGAAGGCGAGGAGAAGAACAAUAACAGUCUUUUUAAGGGCGCUCUUGCUGCUCUCUACCAAACCUUCGCCAAGAAUAAAGAGCAAGAUGAUCCUCGUUCCCGUAACGAUAGCGAGUACGUCAUCGUCAACGUCAAGGUGAAGUUUAAGAACCUCAAGGCCGCCAUGCCACUGCAUUUGCCAAUGGCCUCUUCAACGUCACUCCCAUUUGUGACACUUCACAAGCUCAGAGCCUUGGUUGGAUAUGUCAACAGCAUGGAGAAGGAAAACGACCCUAUUCUCAUCAAGACUACUGUGAUUGAAAAGCUCACCGACUUGCACAAUCUUGAUAACAUCACCCAUACUCGAAUCUUCGACGCGAUCGUCAGUGACAUCUACGAUGACUUCAUGAAAAUGAUAAUCCUGGACGAGAAGCGGAUCAUGGAGGAGAAGGCCAGCACCUGGUCCCAGACCGUCGCCAGUCAGCUCUUGCUACUUGGACUCGGUGUCCUUGCAUAA
Candidozyma duobushaemuli is the source of this 1530-nucleotide messenger RNA. RefSeq lists its product as uncharacterized. Gene Ontology annotation, cellular component: mitochondrial inner membrane. The record is from RefSeq and is a predicted model, not a curated record. The transcript has a single exon. Gene Ontology annotation, biological process: mitochondrion inheritance. Bases 1 to 1530 code for a protein of 509 amino acids. Lineage: Eukaryota; Fungi; Ascomycota; Pichiomycetes; Serinales; Metschnikowiaceae.